UUGUACCUGAAAAGAAGGAAGAAUUCACUUACAACAAACCGGCCUUCUUCGCAGACAGAGCAGAAGCAAGAGUUCGCCUUCAACAAACCAUUCUACACACCGCAGUUCAACGCAAACGCACCUGGAAAUGACAAGCCAUCUUUCUCAUUCCAGUCUUCAUUCGGAAAGGAACAACAAGAACAGAAACCAUUCGGAGGUUUCGGUUCUUCUUCAAAUUAUAGCUAUGGAAACUCUGGUUUCAGAUCGAACUCAAACUUCGGAUCUAACUCUGGCUUCAACUCAGGUUUCGGAUCGAAUUCCACAUUCGGAUCUAACUCUGGUUUCAGUUCUGGAUUUGGAAGCAAUCCAAACUUUGGAGGAAAUACAGGAUUUAGUGGUUAUGGAUCAUCUUCUUACAGUUUCGGUGGAAAUCAGCAGCAGAAUCCUUCUAAACCGGCCCAACAGAAGGAUGAGCAGAAGCAGGAUUCCCCGCAAACAUCAAAUAAGGAUUUAGAUGAUAUUGGUGAUGAACUUGGUCUCUACUAA
Molecule: messenger RNA, 525 nt
Organism: Trichomonas vaginalis G3
Lineage: Eukaryota; Parabasalia; Trichomonadida; Trichomonadidae
Exons: 1
Source: RefSeq, a predicted model, not a curated record